AUGGUACUCUUGAGCGAGCACGAACUCACAACUGAUGACGAUUGGCAGAAAGAGCUGACGCGAGCGGGAGUCCAACUGCCAGUCCUCUAUGCCUUGAAGUUCUGGAGAGUCGUAUUGGACGAAUCUCACCAGAUUCGCAAUAUGAGGACGCUACGAUCUAAAGCCUGCCAUGCACUGCAGCGGGUAAAGAGUUGGUGUGUAUCGGGCACACCCUAUAUCAACUCUAUCUGGGAUAUUUAUUCUCAGUUGAAUUUUGUAGGCGACGAACACGCCAAGACUCGUGUGAAGUUCAAAGCAAGAUAUUGCAACACUGAAGAAGGCGAUUUAAUCUCCUUGAACGAGAAAAUCGGGCCUCUAAUGAUUCGAAGAACUUCAAGAGAUAGCCGCUUCGGCAAGCCCAUUAUCCCUGAAAUUGAGAUUGAGCGAAUUGUGAUCAAGAUUCCAUUGAGCAGCGGCGAGAAGGCUUUCACCAAAGUGAUCGAAGAGUUCUUCAAGGACUGGGCAGAAGAGGCCAAAAAAGCAAAGAAUCCUGUCCCUGGAUUGGCACUCUUGCGACUUCUGCGACUGCGACAGAAUACCUCAUCCCCGUUCAUGCUGGAGUCUUUCAUGGUCCGAACGAUUCCGAAAGCACGCUUGAAGAUCCUCAAAUCGAGGCUAGCUGAGCUGGAAGUAGAAAUGCGUGACGUACUUCCCAAUCUCAGUCGCGAGAUGGAUGAGACACAGGCGCUUUCCACAGACAAAGACAGACCAUUGGUGGAGCCAGAUUCAGACCCGGAAGUAGGGGAGGCAGAUAUGGGCGAGCUAUUUGAUAUGGCCAUUGCUUACAAAACGAACAUCUGCGGCACGUGCUCCCGCCAAUGUGUGGAAAGGCAAGUUCUAGAGUGUGGUCACGUCUUCUGCAAGCCCUGUAUUUUCCCUAAUGCACCACGAGAGGCCGAAUUGACAUUAUGGGCACAAUGUCCGGGGUGCAAAAAUCUUUGCCCCGUGGUACAGCCAUAUGACCAGAACAAUGAAGGCACCGAUCAGAAUCAAUCCGGCAUCGAUUUUCAGAGUCUGCCUCGCGGUAUUGAGGAGGAGAAGGAGGAGGAGGAGGAUGACGACAGUGGCGGAUACUGGACAUCUGUCGUCGAGGAACAUGAAACUGGAGAAAAAAAGACUUCCAAAUCGAAGAAGUCUAAAAAGGGACAAGACAAACCCCCUGAACGGAGACCAGGAUACGACUACCGCGGUUCCCACCCAUCCUUGAGAAAGUUCGAGACUCACUGGCUCCAGAUAGGUGACAAAACGCACAACAUACCACUGAUUCGCCGUGGAAAGAUCGGUCCUUGCGCAGACCUUUGUGACCGAAUUCUCAAGAAGCAGCCCGGAGAUAAAAUAAUCGCCUUCACACAGUUCAACCAAGAGGCAGCCAUGAUUGGUCGCUUGCUGCAGAAUCUGGACAUCCCAUUUCUGUACUUCAAUGGGAAAAUGACUCCGAGGCAGACAGAUGAGGCUCUCAAGGAGAUGGCAGAGAAUUCGAAGAUGAAGGUCAUGAUCGUCGGGCUGAAGUGUGGAGGAGAAUCUCUGAAUUGCCAGUUUGCGAAUCAUGCCAUCCUCAUUGGUCCGUACUGGAAUAAUGCCGGCGAAGAACAGGCAAUCGGACGCAUCGCUCGACUUGGCCAGAAAAAGAAGGUGUUUGUAUACCGGCUCGAUGCGAGUGGCACUGCCGACGAUGAAGUCAACCUAAUUCAAGAGAGAAAGAGAGACGAGGCUGCUGAGCUCAUGGGUGAUGUCCCGGCUCAGUACCACGCUCCGACCAAAGAUUAA
Molecule: messenger RNA, 1806 nt
Organism: Pestalotiopsis fici W106-1
Lineage: Eukaryota; Fungi; Ascomycota; Sordariomycetes; Amphisphaeriales; Sporocadaceae
Exons: 8
Coding region: 1-1806 (601 amino acids)
Molecular function (GO): ATP binding; ATP-dependent chromatin remodeler activity
Source: RefSeq, a predicted model, not a curated record